Saccostrea cuccullata (small rock oyster) is the source of this 5303-nucleotide messenger RNA. RefSeq names its product fibropellin-1-like. Gene Ontology annotation, cellular component: plasma membrane; protein-containing complex. The transcript has 35 exons. The record is from RefSeq and is a predicted model, not a curated record. Lineage: Eukaryota; Metazoa; Mollusca; Bivalvia; Ostreida; Ostreidae. Gene Ontology annotation, molecular function: calcium ion binding. Gene Ontology annotation, biological process: establishment or maintenance of epithelial cell apical/basal polarity; heterophilic cell-cell adhesion; cell-matrix adhesion. The coding region runs from base 127 to 5265 and encodes 1712 amino acids.
AGAACAAUCAUGGAAUAUGUUUACUUUACAGUCUACUGAAAAUGCCUUUUAAUGUGAUCACAGUAUAUGUUUGUUGAAUUUUUUUCGCACGUAUACUCAAUAGAGUCCUCUUUUUGAACGAGUCGGAUGACUGAAAUCAUGUACACCAGACUGUCAUACCUAUUGGUUAUGCUGUUUUCAUUCAGUUCAAUCUGCAAAGCCUAUUAUUAUUCAUAUAAUAUUGAAGGAAAUACUUUGAUUAGUGACGACACCUAUACAUCAGUUAAUGUCCCCGGUGGAAUUCCAUUUGGAGACCAUACCUACUCUACAGUAUACUUUAGCACUAAUGGACUUCUUACAUUUCGAAAUGGAGACUCAUCCUACACACCUCCACGGUCGUCGACUGACCCACACAUAGCACCAUACUGGACAGAUUUGUAUCCUCUGGGUAGCAAUGGAGGAUACGUGUUCUAUUGUACCUAUAAUGACGUUACAACACUUACAAAGGCCACAUCCGAUGUCCGACAGUUUGGUGGAACAUCUUUGUCUUCCUUCCAGGCGAAAUGGGUUUUGGUAGUGACGUGGAGUAAAACGCCUUUUUAUCCCAGGACCAAUGGCCCUUGGGUUACUGUCCAGUGUGUUGUGAUUACGGAUCAUGUCUCUACGUAUACCAUUUUUCACUACAUCAAUGUUAAUAUACUCAAUCAAGGACACAAGAUAAGAAUAGGAUUCUAUAACGGUUCGCCUGUCAACAAUCCUUAUUCAUUUACCAAUGAUGCAUAUAUAAUGGGCCAAAUCAAGGGAAACACAGGGUUAAAUGGUGUUUGGUUUUACACAGUAGCGGCAGAUGGAAAUGACUGUGCUUCGAAUCCCUGUGUUAAUGGCGGGUGUAUCGACUUGUAUGGAGAUUUUAGAUGUAACUGCCCAGCAGGAUUCACAGGGAAAAGGUGUAAUAUAGAUAUAAAUGAAUGUCAGGCCUUUCCCUGUGAUAAGGGGACGUGUCACAAUACGGAGGGGAGUUACUACUGCUCUUGUCAAGUGGGAUGGACGGGACAAAACUGUACGAACGACGCUAAUGAGUGUACAACAACACCUUGCCUUAAUGGCGGAAGAUGUGUAAACAAUGUAGGAUCGUUUUCUUGCAUCUGUACACCAGGCUGGACAGGACCAGUUUGUGAAGUAGAUGUUAAUGAAUGUAAUACACAGCCCUGUUAUAAUGGACAGUGUCAUAAUACCGAUGGAAGUUAUAACUGUGAAUGUAAAGGAGGGUGGAUGGGAAAACAUUGCAAUAUAGAUAUAAAUGAAUGCUUAAAGUAUGCCGGUAUCUGUAAUCAUGGAAAAUGUGAAAAUACACAUGGUUCUUUCUACUGCAAUUGUACUCAUGGAUGGAGCGGCCCUAAUUGCACUCAAGACAUUGAUGAGUGUGCAACAUCAUCGCCAUGUUGCAAUGGAGGAAGUUGCGUGAACAACCCAGGGUCGUUUUCCUGCAACUGUACACCUGAGUGGACCGGGUCAAUCUGUGAAAAAGAUGUUGAUGAAUGUGACGGCAUAACUUGUAACAAUGAUGGAGUUUGCUACAAUAUCCCUGGAAAUUAUUUUUGCCAAUGUCGUCAAGGUUUUACAGGAAAUCAUUGUAAUACAGACAUAGAUGAAUGUAGGACAUCUACUAGCAGCUGCCAUAAUGGGGGUGUCUGUGUAAAUAAUCAAGGUUUUUCAACGUGUAAAUGUGACAGCAGAAAAGGGUACAUCGGGCAAUAUUGUGAAGAAGAUGUCCAAGAAUGUGAUCUUGACAUAACACCCUGUCUUAGUAACGGGACAUGCAUUAAUACCCGUGGCUCCUUCAACUGUGCGUGUGAACAUCAGUGGAAAGGAGAAUUUUGUCAGAAUGAAAGAAAUGCAUGCAGUGAAACACCUUGUAAAAACGGAGGGAUCUGUGAAUUGGUGAAUGAUACAUUCGUCUGCAAUUGCCCUCGGGGUUUUCAAGGGGAUAUGUGUGAAACAGCCCUCCCUGCUUGUUCCUAUGAUCCGUGCAAAAACAAAGGUACUUGUCAUGAGACGAAUGGCAGUGUAACCUGUGAUUGUUCCCCUGGAUUUACAGGACAGUACUGUACAAAUGAUAUUAACGAGUGUUUGCCUUCUCCCUGUAUGAACAAUGGUCUAUGUGUCAACACAGCUGGAAGUUUUAUUUGUGUCUGCCAGUCAGGAUACACAGGCAAACUCUGUGAUUUGGGACCUUGUGAUGCUGUAAACUGUCAAAAUAAUGGUACAUGUGUUGUUCACGGAUCCUCAUCAGUUUGUCCGUGUUCACCUGGUUUUACAGGAAUUAACUGUGACGAAGAUAUUAAUGAAUGUGAUUUGGAUCCAUGUGCAGAAAAUAACACAUGCAACAAUACACUUCGUGGUUUUGAAUGUAAACAUUGCAACACUUCUCUCGAAAACUGCACAACUGUUGGAAUUGAUGCUUGCAACAAUUAUUGUCAAAACGGUGGUCUGUGUUUGGGAAACAACGGCAAAAAUAACUCCUCCAUUUGCCUCUGUAGACAAGGGUGGACGGGGAGUAACUGUGAUACAGCAAUUGACUUCUGUGAGAACACUUCUUGUCAAAACAACGGAUCUUGUCAAUCUGCUCCUGGCAACUUCACUUGUAAUUGUUCAUCUGGAUUCAAUGGAGAAUAUUGUGAAACAGAUAUUGAUGAAUGUAUAUACGAACCGUGUUUCAACAAUGGGAACUGCACAAAUCUUAAUGGAAGCUACGUUUGUUCCUGUACAGAUGAGUUCCGAGGUUCACAAUGUCAACUAGAAGUCGAUCAGUGUAUUUCAUCCCCAUGCAAAAGUAAUGCAACAUGCCGACCGGAAUAUGGAUCCUUUUCUUGCAUUUGUAAUUAUGGUUGGACUGGGAACAUGUGCCAACAAGAUGUUAAUGAAUGCCUGGCAAAUCCUUGCUAUGGCAACAGCAACUGUGAAAAUAUUGCCGGCUCGUACGUUUGUUACUGUCCAUCAGAGAGAACAGGGAGCAACUGUGAACUAGAUUAUAAUGAGUGCCUGUCAAACCCUUGCCAUCAUGGAGUCUGUAUGAAUCUUUAUGGUGGAUUUACUUGUGUUUGUGAGACUGGAUUUAAUGGGACUAUUUGCAAUGAAGAUAUUGAUGAAUGCAAGGAGGAUCCUUGCACCAAUAACGGGACAUGCAUCAACUCGGAGGGAAGUUAUCAUUGUAUUUGUGGUACACGGUGGACGGGAGACAAAUGUCAGACAGAUGUUAACGAGUGUUCUUUGAUUGGAUGUAGAAAUAAUGGAACAUGUAGAAACACUGAAGGUUCCUUCCACUGCCAAUGUAAUAGUUUCUACACGGGAAUAUACUGCGAAGAAGAUAUAAAUGAAUGCGUAACACAAUCUGGAAUUUGUAAAAAUGGAGGGACUUGUGAAAACAUUUGUGGAAGUUACAAAUGUCACUGUACUGAAGGGAACUCUGGUAGCAACUGUGAUGGAGAUAUUGAUGAGUGCAAAGAAUGGACUGAUCCAUGUAAACAUGGAGGACAAUGUACCAAUACCAAGGGUUCAUUUUAUUGUAACUGUACUUCAAACUGGACCGGAAGUACCUGCGAAGAAGAUGUAAACGAAUGCAGGUGCUCGCCAUGUCAACACAAUGGAGUAUGCUACAAUUAUGAUGGAGGAUUCAAUUGCACUUGUGUACCUGGGUAUAAAGGAGCACUUUGUGCAAUAGAUGUCAACGAAUGCACCGAGUACACAAUAGAUCCACCAUGUAAACAUGGCGCCCAGUGCAUCAAUAACAUGGGUUCUUUUUACUGCAACUGUACUUCAAACUGGACCGGAAGUGUUUGCCAAGAAGAUAUUAAUGAAUGCCGGAAAUUUCCUUGCGAGAACAAUGGAACAUGCUACAACUUUGAUGGAGGAUUCAACUGUACUUGUGAGGCAGGGUUUACCGGAGCCCUUUGUGAAUUAGACAUCAAUGAAUGCCUGUCAGACCCUUGUAAAAAUCACGGUUUUUGUCAGAACACAUUUGGAUCAUUUUAUUGUGAUUGCUUAAAUAACUGGGAUGGAAAAUUUUGCGAAAUAGACUUGUGUAAGACGAGGCCAGUUCAGCUAGUAUUUGUUGUCGAUACAUCUUUCAGCACAUCAGUAAGAGGAUUUCAACAACAAAAAGACUUCAUCUCUGAUAUCGUUUCAAGAAUUACUCUUGCAGAUGAUAAAUUCAAGAUAGCGGUUGCAUCAUAUGGGACUAAAACAAAUAUUGACGUAAGGUUCGAUUCCUACCAAAACAAUAAAACAUUACUUUUUGAACAAAUAUCAAAUCUUUCAUUCAUGAAUGGAACAAGUGACAUUCACAAUGCAUCGUACACCGUUAGGGAUAUCUUAAAUGUUACUAAAGGAGGUAACCAGUUUGUUUUAUUUUUCACGGACGGAAUGCCAUCUAAUUUACAACUUGCUAUAAACGGAACAGGAGAGUUGCGGGCCCGUCUGCUAAACUCAAGUUCCCAUAAUGCUUUGCUGUUUGUAUCGUUUGGUGAUGACGUCAGACAUGUUGGUUUUAAGAAAAUGUCAGGAGAUCCGAGAUACAAGGAUGUGUUCAGUCAUAUUUCAAUGAACCCAUUUUAUCAUCUAGUAAGAAAGUUGAUGGACGAAAAAUGUACAGCUUGCUAUUACCAAGAGAUGGUGGAUAUUAUGUUUGUUCUUGAUGUAUCUUCAGUUUUACCUCUUAGUACGUUCUCUGGUAGUUUAAGCACAAUCUUUUCGAUUUUGAAGCGCCUGAAACCAUUUGUUGUGCUAUCGCCGAACCGUACUCAACUAGGAGCGGUGUACUUCUCAAACGAACCUCAUCUGUCAAUGCAGCUAAAUCAAACAACGGAUUUUAAUAGUUUUGCUAGUAAACUUAUGAUCAUUUCACAGGACAGUCAUGAAUUUCAAAAUGCCACUUCCAACGUAGCGAAAGCUUUGGAAUAUGCAAGAUCUCAUCUCUUAUCGCCAGAACAUGGUGCGAGAAAUUCGUCCAGAAAACUAAUCAUACAUGUCUACACUGGAUUUGAUUCCAAUGCCACAAAGUCUGCAGAAGUGGUAAAAUCGCUAACGUAUGAUCAAACCACUGUUCUUUCAGUAGGAGUUGGAGACCAAUACAAAGAUGAUGAUGUUUUAAAGACUGCUUCCAGCUCUUUUCAUGCAUUUUUUGCUGAAUAUGAUGGAAGGAAAGCUAAAUGGGGACUGUCAGAAACAGAAUUAGAAUUUAUUGAAAAUAUUGACCAUUUAACAUGUACAGAAAGAAUAAAUGCUUAAUCUAUAUGUAACAUCUAAUAAAAUACAAGGCAAUACUC